AUGACUGGACUUCGUGCACUAUCUAUGUCAACACGAUGGCAUGCAGAUGGAACUUUUAAAACAACACCACUUAUUUUCAAGCAAUUGUACAGCUUACAUGCAGAAAUAGGAAACAAUUCUCUAGUGGCGGGUGCGUUUAUAUUAUUGACACGUAUGACCGAAGAAGCAUAUACUAAAUGUAUUUCCUGUUUAAAUACAUUGUUAACACGCAAUUCGACAAAUUUAAAUAUAGUGGUAGAUUUGGAAUUAGCAGCUAUUAAUGCAUUCACAUCUGUAUAUCCUUCAUGUCAAAUAACUGCCUGUUUUUUCCACGUCUUCCAAUGUCUGUGGCGUAAAAUUCAACAAGAAGGCUUACAGACAAUAUAUUCAACAGAUGUUGACUUUGCAGUUAAUGCGAAAAUGUUGGCAGCGUUGACUUUUUUACCAUUACAGGAUGUAGUCCAAGCAUUUGAAGAACUUGUAGACUAUUUAUCUGAAUGUAUUUUACCAGUAGUAGACUAUUUUGAAGACAAUUUUAUUGUUAGGUCGAUGAGACAGAUAAGACGAACAAAAUUUCAAUCAAAAUUGUGGAAUCUCUACGAGACUGCCAUGCAGGGACUAGCUUGUAUCAAUAAUGGUUUGGAAGGAUGGUAUAAUGGCUUUCAAAAGCAAGUUGGUGUUCAUCAUGUGUCAAUUUGGAAGAUGUUUGAAGGUCUACAAAGGGAGGUUGGACUAGCUAAAUUAAAAGUGGCACACGUCGAGGCAGGCAAAGAAGAAAAUCAAAAAUUAAAACGGAAUAACCACAGAAAAAAUUAA
Molecule: messenger RNA, 795 nt
Organism: Rhopalosiphum maidis (corn leaf aphid)
Lineage: Eukaryota; Metazoa; Arthropoda; Insecta; Hemiptera; Aphididae
Exons: 3
Coding region: 1-795 (264 amino acids)
Source: RefSeq, a predicted model, not a curated record